GGCGAGGCAGCGAAAUCCACCGUCAGAGCAACGCUAGCAGCUGCCGCGGAAAGGUGUUUGCUCUCUUUUGGUUCUUCGUCACCAGCAAGUUCCAAAACGUAUCUCCUCUCAAGCCUCUCUCUUCCUGCUCUCCUCUUAUUAAACUGAUCAAAGGUUCUUUUUUCGGGUAAGUCCAACCAGCAAACUCCCAAAGUCAUCAUCAACCAUGGGCGAACCAUUCCCUGAUAUCAAGAGCAAACACUCUCUGGUGGCUAAGUACGUCACCAAGGACCUGUGGGACAAACUGAGCGGCAUCAAGACCGCCACUUCAGGCUUCACCCUGAAGCAGGCCAUCGCCUGCGCCGUCGAUUUCGACAACCAGCACUGCGGCAUCUACGCCGGGGACUGGGAUUCCUACAAGGACUUCAAGGAUGUCUUCGACCCCAUCAUCCAGGACUACCAUGGCAUCGCCUCCGAUUCGAAACACACCUCCGACAUGGAAGUGAGCAAACUCAAGGGCAACAUCAACCCCGAAUGCCCCGUUCAUUCCGUCAGGAUCCGUGUAGGUCGUAACAUCGACGGCUUCGGCCUCUCCCCCGGCAUCACCAAGGACCAGCGCUUGGGCGUCGAGAAUCUGAUGAAACAUGCUUUCAAGAAACUCUCUGGGGAUCUUGCCGGUAACUACUACCCCCUGACUGGCAUGGAAGAGAGCGUCCGUCAGCAGCUCGUCGAUGACCACUUCCUUUUCAUGUCGGGAGAUCCCAACCUCCAGGUUGCCGGAAUGGAGCGCGAAUGGCCCGAGGGACGCGGCAUCUACCACAACAAGGACAAGACCUUCCUUGUGUGGGUCAACGAGGAGGAUCAGCUCAGGAUCAUCUCCAUGCAGAAGGGCGGAGACGUCAGGGCUGUGUUCGAGCGUCUCGCCAAAGGCAUCCAGGCCGUCGGUGACUCUGUCAAGGCCGAAAGUGGCAAGGAAUUCGCCUUUGACGAGAAGUACGGAUUCAUCCACUCCUGCCCCACCAACCUCGGUACUGGCAUGAGGGCUUCCGUCCACGUUGACCUGCCCGGCUGGACCAAGGAAGGUCUCGACGCCCUGAAGAAGAGGUGUGAGGAGCUCAAGGUGCAGCCACGUGGUACCCGCGGCGAGUCUGGUGGUCAGACUGGUAUCACGUACGACAUCUCCAACAAGCACCGACUGGGGUACUCCGAGGUGGAGCUCGUGCAGUGCAUGAUCGACGGCGUGAACGCCCUGCACGAGGAGGACAUCAAGCUCCAGAAGAAGCACGGAUUGUAAAUUUAUUUCUCUCUCUCUCUCCCAAGUCUCGUUCGGCCUAAGAUAAGGUUGCUCAAAGACCCCGAGGAGGUCAUUGGGACUAGACCAUAUUUCCAAGUAUGGAACGUCAUUCCAACCUGUGUAUAGGUACCCACUCUCUUGUGAUUAUUCAAGCUGAAAUGCCGCAUUCUGUAAGAUAGCAUUGAAACCUAUAUGAACGAUACCAGUGUGAUUUGCAAACUGUUGAGUUUUUAUUUUUUUUUCUUAAAUCCACUGUUGGUAUCUGAGUAAUAAAUAUAUUUACUAUAAA
Molecule: messenger RNA, 1562 nt
Organism: Macrobrachium nipponense
Lineage: Eukaryota; Metazoa; Arthropoda; Malacostraca; Decapoda; Palaemonidae
Product: arginine kinase-like
Exons: 4
Coding region: 206-1273 (355 amino acids)
Biological process (GO): phosphocreatine biosynthetic process
Molecular function (GO): creatine kinase activity
Source: RefSeq, a predicted model, not a curated record